UUUGUUAGGACAGAAUGACAAUCAGCCUUUUUGCAGAGAAAGUUAGAGAAGUCAAAUAUUCUCUUUAAAAAUCAGAAUAUCAUAGAUCUCAGUCUGUUCUUUCAGCAUUGUUUCUUGUGAAGACUCUUAAAGGACUGCAUUUACUUCUAAUCCCAGCAUCACUUCUUGCAAAAUUUACUAAUUUCUAUAAGAAAAUUCAUCGUUGUUGAGAACCUGCAGAAGGCAGAAUAACAGCUCCCUCACCAAAAUUGUGCGUGUUCUAAUCCCCAGAACCUCUCAAUAUGGUCCAUGUAUCUCACAACAGUUAUGAAAGGGCUUCCUGGAAGAGCAAAAAUCCAAAAAACAAAAACAAAAACAAACAAAAUGAAACAAAACAAAAAACAUGUGCCCCAACUCACACGGCCCCACCUUACCAGAGAGAGAGGAUCACAGACUGACAGACACUAACAUCUAUAAAAGUGGACACCACAAUUUUGCAAAGUCAUUGAACCCUGAGCUCACUUACAGUCCAAAGGAAGCCAUGCUGGACGAAGAUGGAUACAUCACUUUAAAUAUUAAAACCCGAAAAUCAGCUCUCACCUCAGUUGACUCUGAUAACUCAUCUCUGUGGCGUGUGAUGGCUUUGAUUCUGCUGAUCUUGUGCGUGGGGUUAAUUGUUGGGCUGGUGACUCUGGGGAUAAUGUCUGUUACAGAGCAAAACUACCAACAAGUGGAGAAUAAAAAUGUCUCAGGAACACUGAACCAAUUAGCAAAGCAAUUCUGCCAAUAUUUAAUAAAACAAUCGGAACAAAAGAGCAAUGUCCGCCAUAAAUGCAGCCCAUGUGACAGAAACUGGAGAUACUAUGGAGAUAGUUGCUAUGGAUUCUUCAAGCACAACUUGACAUGGGAGGAGAGUAAGCAGUACUGUAUUAACGUGAAUGCUACUUUGCUGAAGAUCACCAGCCAGAAGGUUCUGAAAUACAUAAAGUCCAGGACUGGAUUUAUUCGUUGGGUUGGAUUAUCCCGCAAGAACCCUAAUGAGAUCUGGAUGUGGGAAGAUGGCUCUGUGCCCUCCAAAGAUGUCAUCUCAGACAUGCAGGAGGAAGAAACAUACACCUCUCUUCGUUGGGAUAGUCCAACACCAAGCUUUUACCAGAAACACCUAUCUUCCACCAAAUAUUCAGGAGCAUGGUGUCUGGUGACGGUGAUUACAUGUAUUCUCUGCGUGGGCUCAAUAGCAACCUCUGUUUUCUUGGGCCUCAAGUUGUUCCAGGUAUCUACCAUUGCAAUGAAACAGCGAGAAAAGCUCAUCCUUCAGGACAGAGCACUGUUGAAUUUCACACAAUGGGAGAGAAACCAUAACCUUCAGAUGAAAUAUUGCCAAACCUUGAUGCAAAACUCUUUCAGUUCAGCCCACAACUGCAGCCCUUGUCCUGACAACUGGAUUCAGAAUGGAGAAAGUUGUUACCAUGUCUUUGAAAACUGGAAAAUUUGGCACACCAGUAAGGAGGACUGUUUGAAGGAGGGCUCUAAUCUUCUACAAAUAGACAGCAAAGAAGAAAUGGACUUUAUCACUGGCAGCCUGAAGAAGGUCAAAAGUGGCUUUGAUUACUGGGUGGGACUGUCUCAAGACGGACUCAGCAAACCUUGGCUUUGGCAAGAUGGUUCCUCUCCCUCCCCUGACCUGUCGCCAGUACAGACAUUGCAAUCAACUAACCAGCUCUGUGGAUAUCUAAAGGACAAGUUCCUUUCUUCUGCUAACUGCAGCAUUUGGAAAUAUUUUAUCUGUGAGAAGUAUGCAUUGAGAUCCUCUAACUGAAAAAAAAUUGUACUUGAAGAGAUCUAUUAUGAUAGUAUGUUGAAUAGGCCAUUGGAAAACCUGCCACAAAAUUCUAAGAGCAAGUGCAGAAGUAAACUUAUGUGUGGGCUACUAAACUCACUACCUGGGACUCAAAACCUAUCUCUACAUUUACACUUGGUAGUUUUCUUCAAUACUUUCCAGGCCUUUAUUUGAUAUUGUUUAAUUUGCCAAGAAUAAAAUCAAUUUAUAGCCUAUAGAGGACAAAAUCCUGAAAGGGGAGAACAAAAUGAAGAAAAAUAAUUUCUUUGUACUUUUUAAAUUUUAUAGCCUAUAGUGACUAUAAACUCCACUCAAAAAUCUAUAAGCCACUGGGGAGAUGAUACAUUUCUAGCCAUUUUUUUAAACAAAUAAACAAAUAAAUAAAUGUGGCCUUUUAUUUAAAGUCUC
Canis lupus familiaris (dog) is the source of this 2227-nucleotide messenger RNA. RefSeq names its product C-type lectin domain family 1 member B (gene CLEC1B). NCBI's taxonomy places the organism in Eukaryota, Metazoa, Chordata, Mammalia, Carnivora, Canidae. Gene Ontology annotation, cellular component: cell surface; membrane. Gene Ontology annotation, biological process: receptor-mediated endocytosis. The transcript has 12 exons. Bases 383 to 1798 code for a protein of 471 amino acids. The record is from RefSeq and is a predicted model, not a curated record.